AUGGCUCCUGCCGGCCCGCCUGUGUCCCGCCUCUUUGCAGCAUCUCGCUCUCCUAUUGGCUGCCUUAGCUGUCGAUACGAGCCCGCAGCCGGCGGUGUGGGCGGGGCCUCCCUGAAAUUGACAGCGCGCUCGCCCAAUGAGGGGCGGAGCCUCGCCGCCUCCCCAGCGGGCGGGGCCGGGCCCGGCCACUCCGGCCCUUUGUGUCGGCGAGCGGCGGGCGAGGGGCCGGGAGCGGCUCUUGGGGGGGGCUGCGGGAGGGACCCCCAGAUCCACAGCGGGAUAUUCGGGGGGGGGGUCACGACAGAGCCCGGCAGGAUGGAGCCCCCUCCUCCCCGCCCGCGCUGGCGGCUGCGACCCCCGGAGGCCGCCCCGGACGGGGGAGGGGACCCGGGGGGGUGGACACCCCGAGGGGAGUGGACACGGCGCCUGGUGCCGGGCGGUGGCGGGGGAGGCUCCGGCGGUGCCGGUACCGAGCUGCGGCGGCUGCGGUUCCGGCAGUUCCGCUACCAGGAGGCGGCGGGACCGCGGGACGUGUGGCGGAGGCUGCGGGAGCUGUCGCAGCGCUGGCUGCGGCCCGAGGAGCGCAGCAAGGAGCAGAUCAUGGAGCUGCUGGUGCUGGAGCAGUUCCUGAGCAUCCUGCCCGAGGACAUCCAGAGCUGGGUGUGGGUGCGGCACCCCGAGUCCUGCGCGCAGGCCGUGGCCUUGGCCGAGAGCUUCCAGCUGGGGCGAGGAGAUCCCGACGGGAUUUGGGAGCAGCAGGUGACCGUGAGGGUGAAGGUGGAGGACGUGGCCCCGGGGGAUGUGGAUGACCCUGGAGCUUUGGGGGUCCCACCCAGCACCCCCUCGGAUUCCCCCCGGGAGGAGGCGGCUCCGGGCAAGGAGAAGGCGGUGGUGGCCGAGGAAGAGGAGCCACAAGAAGGAGGUCCCACCACGGCCCCAGAGCUGCCCCUUCCCCAACCCCAACACCCUCACAGCGUCCGGAGAGGACCCCCCCGGCGCCAAACCCAGCGGGACCCCAGCACCCCCAAAGCGGACGGCGGGAGCGCGGCCGAGCCGCCGGCGCGGCCGUACCCCUGCGGUCAGUGCGGGAAGAGCUUCGGCCGCCUGACCCACCUGAAGACCCACGAGCGGACGCACACGGGGGUGAAGCCGUACGGCUGCGGCGCCUGCGGCAAGCGCUUCGGCCACCUGUCCACGCUGACCACGCACCGGCGGCUGCACACCGGCGAGCGGCCCUACGGCUGCGGCGCCUGCGGGAAGAGCUUCACCAACCCCUCGGACCUCAACAAGCACCAGCGCUCGCACACGGGCGAGCGGCCGUACCCCUGCCCGGCCUGCGGCAAGCGCUUCAGCCAGCAGUCCAACCUGACCAUGCACCGGCGCAGCCACACCCAGGAGCGGCCCUACCCCUGCCGGACCUGCAGCAAGAGCUUCAAGUACCUGGCGGACCUGACGGUGCACGAGCGCUCCCACACCGGCGAGCGGCCCUUCCCCUGCGGCCACUGCGGCAAGAGCUUCAGCAACAAGUCCUCGCUGGCCCGGCACACGCGGAUCCACGCCAGGGACAAGUGCUCGGCGAGCUGGCGGCAGCGCUCCAGGCCGGCGUGGACGCCGGUGACUGCCCGGCUCUGCGCCCACCCGGUGAUGACCACGCGGUGCUGGCGGCCGGAGCGGAAUUCCCUGGUCAGCCAGGCCGAGAAGGGGACGCGGAUCUCGCGCCGAAUCCCUCGGAGAACCACGGCGCACUCGGAGCGCGCCGGGAUCUCCUCGCGGAGCCGGUGGACGCGCCACACGAACUCGGUGGCGCUGGCGCCGCCCGCCCACGGCACGGAGGUGACGUUCCCCACGUCCCAACCUCCCGAUUCCAUGAAAACCAGCGGAGCCGCCCGGAGCACCCCGCGCGAAGCCACCAGCGCCGGCAGCUCGGCGCUCCAGCCGCGUUCCACCUCCGUGGCCUCCUCCAAGGACACGUCGGCGAUGGAGACGUCGGCCGGGCCUUGCCGGACCACCAGGAUCUGGUACCAUUUGUACCAAAUCUCCUCGCCGUCCACGGCCACGAACAGCGCCUGCUGCUCCUUGGACACUUUGCCCAGCCCGUCCGGGCUGCGGCCGACGAAGAUGUCGGUGAGGGGACAUCCCUCCACGGCCCCCUCGGGGGUGCUGCCGAAGGAGGUGUCCACCCAGUCCAGCGCCUCGAAGCCGCCGGGGUUGAUCAGGAGCUGGAAUUCGGAGCUCGUCACCUCCUCCUCGGCCCACGGGAAGGAGCAGAAGGGGCCGCGCUCGGGGUCGAAGGAGCCCAGGUUGCAGCCCAGGAGGCGAGUGGAGCAGACGAACUGCGGGCGGCCGGAGCGCUGGGUCCAGCUGGACACGGCGUGCGCCGGGACGUGGCCGCGGAAAGGGAGCCAGCAGAGCCAGGAGUGACCGGCCCUGGAGCACGGCUCGGGGUGAAGGGACUGGGUGGG
Messenger RNA from Pseudopodoces humilis (Tibetan ground-tit), 2462 nucleotides. Lineage: Eukaryota; Metazoa; Chordata; Aves; Passeriformes; Paridae. The record is from RefSeq and is a predicted model, not a curated record.